Schistosoma turkestanicum is the source of this 2192-nucleotide messenger RNA. Lineage: Eukaryota; Metazoa; Platyhelminthes; Trematoda; Strigeidida; Schistosomatidae. The record is from the annotation of a GenBank genome assembly.
AUAGCUUUCAUAACAAGGGCAUCCCGUUCAUACCUGGGUGGCGUUUCCAAAAACUGAACGUUUCACUACUUCUGUCCCGAAAAGUUUGAGCUGGUUGAUGACCUUCCCGUACUCUCAGGGUCUAGGCCACAAUGUAGUGCUCACUUAGUAUGCUGCUGUGCCGUUUCUGGCGCGAAGUAAUAAGUGUACCUGUUCGCACAUUCAUUGUCGUGUUAAUUUGUGUGUGUCUUUGUUGAUUAUGGAUUCCUACUUAGCAGAUGAAGAAGAAAACGAAGAUAGAGUUCCAUUACUCUUCAGUGAAUCAGGGACAGUACAACUCAUUUCAGCGCAUCAUGAUCUCAGGCCACGAGAUUCACCACAUUCGGAUGGCAUUGAAAAAAUCAGUGUAGAUAUGGACUCUGGGGAAAGAAAUGUGUUCAGUUUUAAACGAUUAUGGGCAUUCACUGGUCCUGGAUUCUUGAUGAGUAUAGCUUAUUUAGAUCCUGGAAAUAUAGAAUCCGAUUUACAAAGUGGUGCAAUCGCUAAUUAUAGGCUUCUAUGGCUUUUACUCCUAGCUACAUUGAUGGGAUUGUUUUUACAGCGUCUGGCUGCUCGUUUGGGUGUAGUAUCAGGUAAACAUUUAGCGGAAGUGUGCUACGAUGAAUAUCCUAGACCGGCACGUAUUAUGCUUUGGCUUAUGGUUGAAAUUGCAAUUAUUGGGUCAGAUAUGCAAGAAGUGAUUGGUACUGCUAUAGCUAUAAAUUUAUUAAGUAUUGGUUAUAUACCUUUAUGGGCUGGUGUACUAAUCACUAUUUUGGAUACUUUCACUUUUCUAUUUCUUGAUAAAUAUGGUUUACGUAAAUUAGAAUUCUUUUUUGGACUUUUAAUAACUACUAUGGCUGUGACAUUUGGUUAUGAGUAUGUUGUUGUAAAACCUGAUCAAGUAUCCCUUUUGCGUGGAUUAUUUGUGCCUUCUUGCCCUGGUUGUGGUUGGCCUGAAUUAGAACAAGCUGUUGGUGUAGUCGGUGCUGUUGUAAUGCCGCACAAUUUUUACUUACAUUCUGCUCUUGUUAAAUCACGUCAUGUAGAUCGGACUAAUCCAUCUUUGACACCUGCCAUUUCUACAACAUUCGUCACAAUUAUAACAGCCUUACUAACAUUGAUUUUCAGUGUGGAUAGUUUAGCUGAUUUUAUGAGUUUAGGAACGCUAAUUGCUUAUUCCAUUACUGCAAUAGCUAUUAUUAGUAUACGUUACAGAAAGCAAUCUGAUAAUCCAUUUGAGAUGAGUGAAACUGAAUCAGAUAGCAGUGAAAAGGAUAAGCCUAUUAAACAGGUGGAAUAUUACAAAAAACGUAUUGAUAAACCAGGAUUUGUAAAAUAUCCUUAUGCUCGUUGUAUGCCUAAUAUUUUAUUGAAAAUUUUCAAUUCCGGUGCACCUGGUGAUACAGUAAUUAUACUGAUGGCCGCUUAUAUCGUAUUAAAUGGUGUUUUAAUUAUGUGUUUGACAAUAGGCGCGAAACAUGAAUUAUGGCCAAUAUGGCGAAUUGUUUGUGUAGUGUUAAUUCUGUCAUUACUGAUAUCUUGUAUAAUAUUGAUGAGCAUUUUCAAACAAUUUGGACCACCUUAUAAAGGUUUAUUUCAACUUCCUUACGUUCCAUUCUUUCCAUGUGCAACAUUAACUAUAAACGUAUUUUUGAUGAGUGAACUUUCAUGGGUUACCUGGAUCAGAUUUACUAUUUGGAUAGUAAUCGGUUUAAUACUGUAUUUUGGUUUUGGAGUGAUGAACACAUAUCGAUUAUCUAAAGAUAAUGAAAGUAACAAUUCACAAACUUAUCUAUGUGAUCCAGACGAUGAGAAAGAAUUCAACAAAACCUACAUAUCUACAGAUAAGACUACAUAGACUACAUAGUUUCAAUAUCUCCUUUUUUUCAACUGGUAAUGUUUACAAAAUGGUUGGAUUCAAAUCUUUUCUUCUAUUGCUCUCUUUAGACUUGUUUAUCUUUUUUUAUCCCAUUUAUAGUUUACUAAGAAUAUUAUGAUUGCUAUUGAAAUUAUCGUUUGAUCAUUGAAUUUCAAGAAAUUGUCAAUGUAAGUACUUGAUCGUCAUCGAUAAUACUGAUAGCAAAUAACUUUUAAUGAUACUUUGAAGGUUGGUCUUAUCAACACCUUUCAAAUUCUAUAUAUAUAUAUAUAUAUAUAUAUAUAUAUAUAUA